This is a messenger RNA of Rhincodon typus (whale shark), 9982 nucleotides long. RefSeq names its product adenosine deaminase RNA specific B1b (gene adarb1b). The transcript is spliced from 11 exons. The record is from RefSeq and is a predicted model, not a curated record. Bases 76 to 2403 code for a protein of 775 amino acids. Gene Ontology annotation, cellular component: cytoplasm; nucleolus. Gene Ontology annotation, biological process: RNA processing; adenosine to inosine editing. Gene Ontology annotation, molecular function: double-stranded RNA binding; double-stranded RNA adenosine deaminase activity; tRNA-specific adenosine deaminase activity. NCBI's taxonomy places the organism in Eukaryota, Metazoa, Chordata, Chondrichthyes, Orectolobiformes, Rhincodontidae.
UAUGAUCAGCAAAACAUCCCCUCCCGCACUGAAUAUUUAAGUGAGGAGCAUUGAACCUGAUGAAGCAUUUUUUUGAUGAAAAUGGAACAUUGUUGCUUUGGAAGCUGUAUGGGAAAUCACCUUCUGAGAGGUUGUAGACUUGCUUGCCAAGCCAGUGUGUUUGAUUGCAGACGUUUUGUCACCCUGCUAGAUCAUUGCACUCAAGAUAUCUUUGGAAAGAAAAGGGACCAAGCAGAUAAAUCACUUGGCUGCCAACAGUUGAGAAGCCAGCAGAACUGUUUUACCCUGGAUGUGGAUGAUGAGGAUGGUGAAAAUAUGAGUUCAUGCAGCACUGACGUAAAAGAGAACCGUAAUCUGGAGAACAUCUCUCUUAAGGAAAGCACUCAAGCACCUGGCGAGGCACAGCUUUCAAAUGGCAGCAAUUCCUCCAUAAACAGAAAACGGCCACUGGAAGAGGGAAAUAAUGGUCACUCACAUCCUAAGUUUCGUGCCAAGAAGAGGAAGAAAACGCCAGGCCCUAUUCUACCAAAGAACGCAUUAAUGCAAUUAAAUGAGAUUAAACCCGGCCUGCAGUACAAACUGUUAUCUCAAUCUGGCCCUGUCCAUGCUCCUGUUUUUAUCAUGGCCGUGGAGGUCAAUGGACAAAACUUUGAAGGAUCUGGGCCCACCAAGAAAAAAGCCAAGUUGCAUGUAGCAGAAAAAGCCCUGAGAUCCUUUGUUCAGUUUCCAAAUGCCUCUGAGGCCCAUUUGGCUAUGGGUCGAAUGCUGAAUGUUAAUACAGAUUUUACGUCAGAUCAUUCUGAUUUUCCAGAUACUCUCUUUAAUGGAUUUGAAACCCCAGUGCAAGGAGAUGAUCCUUAUAUCUUGGGCUCCAAUGGAGAUGGUUCUUUCAGUUCAGGUGAUUAUAACUCUUUUGGCAUCUCGUGUGGUGUUGGAGGAAGUAGUGUAGGUCAGUCAACACUGAUGGCUCCAUCUCCUUUUGCCAUGACCAGUGGUAAGAACCCAGUAAUGAUCCUGAAUGAACUGCGCCCAGGACUCAAAUAUGAGUUUAUUUCGGAGAGUGGAGAAAGCCAUGCAAAGAAUUUCAUCAUGGCAGUGACUGUAGAUGGUCGAACCUUUGAAGGGUCAGGGAGGAACAAGAAGUUGGCAAAGGCUCGUGCUGCUCAAGGAGCUCUUCAGAUUCUGUUUAACAUGCAACUGGAUUCAACACCAUCGCGGCAACCUAUUCCCAGUGAAGGUCUUCAGCUUCACCUGCCUCAGGUACUGGCAGAUGCAGUGGCUCGAUUAGUGGUGGAUAAAUUCAGUGAACUAACCGACAACUUCACCUCCCCUAAUGCACGGCGGAAAGUUCUUGCCGGUGUUGUCAUGACAACAGGAUCUGAUGUCAAAGAUGCCCAGGUGAUAUGUGUCGCCACAGGAACUAAAUGCAUCAAUGGCGAGUAUAUGAGUGACCGAGGCUUGGCUCUGAAUGAUUGUCAUGCUGAAAUUGUUGCACGCAGAUCCCUCAUCCGGUUUCUCUAUUCCCAAAUGGAGUACCAUUUAAGCAACAAGACAGAAGACCACCAGAAAUCCAUUUUUGUUAAGUGUGACGGAGGAGGUUUCAAACUUAAGGAGAAUGUGCAGUUUCACCUCUACAUCAGUACAUCACCUUGUGGAGACGCUCGCAUCUUCUCACCACAUGAGGCAGCAGUAGAAGAUCAGGGAGACAAGCACCCAAAUCGGAAGGCACGAGGUCAACUAAGGACAAAAAUAGAAUCUGGCGAAGGGACGAUUCCAGUUAGAUCCAGCAGCACUAUUCAGACCUGGGAUGGAGUGUUGCAAGGCGAACGAUUGCUCACAAUGUCAUGUAGUGAUAAAAUAGCAAGGUGGAAUGUACUUGGGGUUCAGGGAGCUCUAUUGAGCCAUUUUAUAGAGCCUGUCUAUUUUGCCAGCAUCAUCCUGGGCAGUUUGUACCAUGCUGAUCACUUGUCUCGAGCAGUCUACCAGAGAAUCAGUGAAAUUGAAGAUCUCCCAAGCAUAUAUAUACUCAACAGGCCUUUACUUAGUGGUAUUAGCAACACUGAAUCACGGCAACCAGGCAAGGCGCCAAACUUCAGUGUCAAUUGGGUUGUAGAUGACUCGGGCCUGGAAGUUAUUAAUGCCAUGACAGGGAAAGAUGACAUGGGGCGCCCUUCUCGACUAUGUAAACAUGUUCUGCAUAGUCGCUGGCUACGCCUGCAUGGAAAGUUGCCAUUCUUAAAUCGAUCCAAACAAGAGAAGUUCACUUCAUAUUAUGAAGCAAAACAGGCUGCCACCGAAUAUCAAGCUGCCAAGGAGUCCCUGAUCAAAGAGUUCCAAAGGAGUGGAUUAGGCAUGUGGGUGAAAAAACCCAUUGAACAAGAUCAAUUCAGUCUCACUGGCUGAGCCCAUGUUGGGAUUUUUAAGGACGCGAAGCUACUGGAAUUCCAUGUGUCAGAUGUAUUUAUUACUUGUAACUUUAAACUAAUUUUUUAAAUUUCCUUUUUUAAAUAAUAAGACGUGUCCCUUUUCUUGGCUAUCAGCUAGGUUUUUAAAGUGAUGUACACAAUUCUUGUUUUAAUUGGUCUCUUAACCAGAAGAUAAUGUCAGUAAUUGAAGCUAUAAUUGAAUUGUGCAUCAGUGGCCCUAUUUAUUAAUAUGUUGAUUUAAAAUUUAGUAUAGGUUUUCAAAAGAACAGGUUUGAGUUCUGUUUCUGAAAGUACUAUACGCCCAUACAGUUGUUAUAACUUUUAAUCUUUAGAACUGGUCUUUACAGGGGCUUGGUUUUACAAUUUAGCACUUCUGGCAGAGAACUUCUUGAGAAGGGACCAGCCUAUAUUUCAAAUUUAGAAGAAAAAGGUCAUGUGCCAGAUUCAUGGUUCAUGCAAUUUUUGGAUGGCCAGAAGAUAUGUUAGGCUACAGUAUGGAGGAGUUCUGACACUUGAAUUCCUGUGAUCCCCUCAUUAUUCAUAUACCAGCAGCUGUAAAUUGUACAGUUUGUCCCUAUAUAUGUUCUCAGGACAGACAUUUUCUAUUCUGAAAAUGGGCAAAACCGUAGAGAGCUGGAAUUAAAAGAUGUCAUUGGAGCUCCUGUAUAGAUCCCGAGAAGGGGAAAAUAUUUGCUGAUUGUAUUUAGAUACAGUAUUAGAAAAGUGAUAUUCAAGCCCUCUAAGUAAUCAGAGCCGUUACAAGCAAGUGUAAUACAUUUAUUUACCAGUUCAGGGUCUCCAUAUUUUGUUGACAGCUGCUGUUUCUGUUUGCAAAAAGUCUCCACUGCAGCAGUCAAAUUCAAGUGUGGAACAGGCCAUAAGCUUAACUUAAGGCAGACUGCAGUGAUAUCAGUGGCUUUUUUUUGGCAUAGAUACACUUCUUUCAAGGUGAAGCAGUUAAGUCAGUUGAUGAGUGCUGAAUCUUCUCCUGUAAAUGUCCAGCAUUAAUAUGUGACAGCAGCUAGCCAAAAGUUCAGCUUCACAAAUCAAAGCCCAAAAAUUAUAUUUUAAAAUGUGAUAAAGCAUUGAUGUACAUUUUGCUAAAUCUUAAAUUGCAGCCCAGCCUAGCCAUAAAAGGGAUGCUGUCUGUCUAUAUGUGUGCCUGCUGCUUUUCCCUUGUCCUUUUUUCAUGCACGACUGUUGAUGUGUUUAUUUCUUUGUUGUGUAAACUGGAAUAGCAUAUGCUUUAAUAGAAAUGUUCCUUAUGUUAAACCUUUGCAACUGAAUGAAGGCAACUGCAAGUGUGAAGGUCACAGUGCAGCAAUCAGUUGUAGUCUCUUUACAGGGUUGCUUCAUUUGUCACAAAUAAAGGGGUGGAAGCCAACAGAGAUUGUAACACUUGAAAAUUUGAAGUGCAAGCGUGCUAAUAGCAAUGGUUUGGAAACUUUUUAGCUUUUCUUUAAACCGGUAGCUUAAUGAUUGUAGCCAGUAGUUAAAUUGGUUAUUUCACGUCGUGAUUCUGGCUUCGGAACCUAAGCAGAAUAGCAUGCUGACUUGUGAAGAUGGCUUUCAAUGUUAAGUGAUCAAAACGAGAGAUACUUAAUUUAGCACUAGAUUAAAAGACUUGAGAUCAUGUAGAUUUACAGGCCUGUGAGAACUCUUGAGCUUGGGCUGUUUACUUAUGAGUGGAAUUAGUGCGGGUGGCUGGUAUAUCCACUUUUGACAGUACUCACUCAAGGUCAGUGUGCCCUUUAACUUCAUUUCUUACUAGUUACAUGAUCGACUAUGUAUGUGUCUGUAUGUCUCUUUUUCUCCAAUCUGAGCCUUUGCUUAAUUGAAAGCACAGCUGCUGUUAAUGCUGUCAUCAUGGUCAUUUUGAAUUAAGCAGAACCAAGUCUGUGGUCACUCUGGCAUAACCAAGUGUAAGUUAUUCAACAUAGUUAAGGUUAGAUAUUCUAGAACCAUUUUAUGAGAAACAGAAUUACGCUUUACCAUAUCUAUUUAUAAAGUAUACAUCCACAUAAAUUCUAUGUUAGUUACUGCUUUGAGCAAACCCUUUGAUCAAUCAGCAGUGUUAAUUUUGCUGAAACAAAAAUUUAGCAGUAUCGGGUCAGUUUGUUUUGCUUCUUAAUUACUUGUAUUCUUAAAAUGAUGAGGGUUAUUUUUUAAAUGAAUGAGUUAUGAGCUUAAGGUUCAUCUGUAUAGAGUAUAUUUUUGCAUAGCUACUGUUUUUUUUUUGCAGUUUUUUUAAUCGUAAGAAUCUGUGUCCUGGAUCCCAGAAAAUUGAUAGCUUUGCCUAACUGCUGGUUGGGAUAUGGUGAGCAAACUUAAUGCUCCACAUGAUACCUGCUGUUUCAAUGAGCAUGACAAAGCCAGUAUUGGUAAUCGAACAACAAGAUAUUGCACAGUGGACUCCCACCCCUUUAUAUGUCUCUACAACUUUUCCAACUGUACUUCAAUGAAGUUCAGAAAAGGCAUUUUAGAGGGAAGAGUGCUGAAAGCUAGCAGGGUUUUCAGUAAUAAUUAUUUUAGGCAAAUAGGACUCCAUAUGCACCCAAAUGAUUGCUUAUCCUCAAUACUCUUGAUAGUUUAGAUCUUGGACCAAAUUUGAUAUUAAGUUUCAAUGAAAAUUGAGCUUAUAUUCUCAUCUUCCUGAGCAGACCAACAAUUUGGCCAAUAGUCAGCUGGUGAAUCUGAUUCUGCCAGAAUAUUUAAAUAGGCUGAUGAUGAUCUCCAGUUAAGGUCUUUCCAUACUCCCAGUAAGCUUGUAGAAACUGGGAUCCUGUGUGCUAUCUUUGGAUACUGUUUGCUCUGGGUGAGUAACCUGUGGUCAUGGGUAAAUGAUGGGAUCCAUUUGGAAGUUUCCUUUUCGGGGUAGCCCAGAAGUUUGAGAAUAUCCAAUUCAUAUCACUUGACAGUGUGAUAUUGAUCAAUUUGCAGACAUUUCUGUCCUUCCAUGCAAAACAAAAGGAAAGAAUGUAACGGUAAUUCCAUAUUGAGAUAGAAAAUAAGUCCUGUAAUCAAAUAAAUAAUUACUGCAGAAUUUAAAUUGUCCCAGAAUGCUGAUAUCAUUGAUGAUUACUUUGAUCGACAGUGUAAAUAACUACUUAAUUUUUAAAAAAUCAGCUGUCAAAGUCAGUUAAAUUUCAAGUUCCAGGAGUUUUACUGUAAUAUUAAAAAUAGAGAUGGAUUUCAAACCUGCACUAGCUGGUUGUUCUAUUCACUUGACUGAUAUCCAAGUUCAUAUGCCUUUGCUUGCAGUACUACUUCAAUUCCUUGUGCUUGAAAUAGUUUCUGUUUCUGCUUGUUGGAGUUUUUAGAGGGAGGGGGAGGAUCCAAAACUAGGGGUCAUAAAUGAAUGGUAGCCACUAAUAAAUCCAAUAGGAUUCACACAUAGAGGAGUGAGAAUGUGAAACUUGCUACCACAUGGAGUGGUUGAAGCAAAUAGGAUAAAUGCAUUUGAGGAGAAACUAGAUAGGCCCAUGAGGGAGAAAGGAAUCAAAGGUUUUACUGAUGGAAUUAGAUGAAGUUGUGUGGGUGGAGGCUCGUGUGGAGCAUAAAUGCUGGCUAGCACCUAUUUGGCUGAAUGACCUGUUUCUGUGAUGUAAAUUCUAUGUAAUUUUAUGUAAUUAACUAGAAUAUUUAUCCCAGUAGUAGAGAAUCAGUACUGUAAUGUUGUCUUGCUUAAUGAUAGAUCUGAUAUCCCACGCUGAAUCCUGCUGGUAUUAUCAAUGCAAUGGGUAUCAUCGGUAAAAUGCUGUGUUACAGUAAUCCUGUCCAGACUGAGAGAUCUUUUGUCAAUAACGUGAAUUUUGUCUGCACAGUGGGAGUAUAUUGUCCAGUACCUUGUGUUGAGACCUGUCCACAUCUUGGGACAUAGGAACGGUCUGUAAUAUUGCCUCACAGGGGAAUCUAGUCUUAAUGUUCUCUAGUCCACAUUUAUUUUUGCAACCUUUUUAAUUUUAUAAGGAACAAAUGCUGAAACACAGCUUUCAUUGUCUUCUGUAAUGUGAUUUUGUACUCAACCAUUGGAAAUACUUCAGUGAAUGCAAUAUUUAUUCAAUUCACCUUGUACUUAAAUCAAUACCGUCAAAAUGUCAUUAAUUUCAUAAUGGAUAAUGAUAUUCCAACAUCAAGCAAAAAGUAUAAAAUAAAAUUUAACACUUAGCUCAAAAAGAUUUUUCUUUCAAACAUUGCAAGUAUUCAAGAUGCAGCAAGGUGCAAUUGAUGUCAAGUUGGCUUUGGAUAUAAUGGUCACAGAGAAACUGACUUUAGUCAUUGGUUAAUUUGGUUUGUUCACUUUGGAUUGGGAAGAGCAUUGCUUAUAUUCUCCCUUUCCACAUUAUACAAGAUAGUUUGUAGUACUUUUCCACCAUUUAUCAGUUCACCAACAUGGCACAUGAAUAAGCCCCAGCUUCCAAAUCGCUUGACAUAUUCUGAUGCCAGAUAUCUGCAUUUUUCAGUCAGUUGUUCACUAGCAACAGUGCAUCAAUUAUUGGCUAAACCAUAAAGUUAUUGUAAUAGCAAUGAAGGUCACCAUUAGUGACCAAGAGAGAACAUUUUAAUCCAUGGUUAAAUUUCAGCAUAAACCAUUGUAUACAUUGUGAAGAAACAAGAAUAGUGGAUCUGGAGUAAUUCCUUUCUAAUAUCACUGUUCUAUACGUGGAUUACUUAAAAUUUCUGUUUAUCUCCUGGCACAAAGUCACCUGUAACCAAUAGCAACUUUAGUAAUCACCUUCCUUCAGAAUAAAGACAUCAGCAUGCCAACAAGUUAACCAUAUAUUGGAAAUAUGUUCUCUGUGAGUAAGUACUUAAGUGGAAUCUUAGAAUUAAAAACAAAUCCAGCUGAGGAACUCAUUGGGCAAAAUGAUUGCAGACUACAGACAUUUGAUCAAUAGAAUGUCAAUACAGAUGACAAAGAAACUUUUGAAGAAAUAUUACUAUUUUAACCAUAGCAUAUCCUCUAUGUCCAGCUGAUCAAUUUCACAGAACCAUUGACAACAGGAUAUAAAGAAUAUCUGUCAUCACACUGGCCUGUUUAACUCCAGAAUGACUGAAAUGUGAUCUACAGUGAUAUAAUUUUGGCAUCCUAUUAGUGGCAGUUUUUAAUACAAUCAGUACUAACCUAAGUGAUGAUCAACAUGGUAUCAGUUCAAGACAUGCUUGGUGAUUAGGCAAGCAUCAUGUUUGGGAGAAUUUACAGGUAUCUCAGACUAGUUUCUGCCACUCUGGUUACCUACCUUGUAGGCAUGAUUAAUUUUAAAGCUUGUGUAUUCUUUUCUUUUAUAAUAAUGCUGUACCAUAUCAAAGUAUAGUCAGGAGCCUCUGGUGUUUUUAGGUUUAUAUAGCUUUCAUCAAAUGAAAAUCCUUCCCUUGAUGUAAUUUUGUGCUCAACUUGUAUUUCUCUGCCAAGGUAUUCAACAGCUUCUCAAACUUUUAUUUGUGUGAGAAAGGUGCAGGGAUAAUUAAGAGAAAGAACCCUUUGCAGAAACAUUAGAUUCAUACAUUUUAAAAAUUUUUUAAUGUUUGGCACACUUUUGAAUAACAGAGAAACCAAUAUAUUAACAUUAAUAUUGAAUAAAUAUAAUUAAAUCUUUUUUGGGACUUCUGAUUUAGUAUGUAUAUUGGCAACAAAUGGAACAGUGUUAGGAAUUUAGGCCAAGAUUUUUUACAGUUUUCUAUUUCAUUUAGUAAGACUUUGACAUGUGACCAUACACUGAUCUUGUAGUGGGCAAUGUUAUUCAACACCCUGCGCGCAUUUUUGAAGCUGAACCAUUUGGUGGGCCUUGUCCCAUUAUAACAUCAUUAAUGUUAGGCAGUACUGAAGGUCCUGGGACUCAUGUGAAGUAUGUAAGGGACUGUACUGAGUGAAAGUGACAGUUCAUUAUUUUUCCAGCCAAUAAGUAACAUGUUAUGUUUGUUUGUCUGUGUGUGCACCUUCUUUCAUCCUAUUUCUGUCUGUAUUGAUUGACAUCUGCCACCUUACUUAACACAACCAACUUAAUUAAAUAAAUCCUCUCUUGCUCCACAGCCUUAUGAGUGCUGUGUAACUCUUGUAACGCCAAAGGGCAAAACCAGGCAGGAAAUUUAUUGUCAGGUGCGACUAAACGAGCACAAUGCAAAGACUUCUGGAGUUUUCUUUAUUUCACAAAAAGGCAUAAACAAAGUCACAAAUUGUAAAAACAAUUUGGCUACGAAGUUGUUACAGUAUUUUUAUUGCUUUCCAGUUUGGUUUUGUGUUGUAAAGAGCUUGGGUUCUGAGAUUACUAAGUUUUCAACUUUGUAGAAUAAGUUUAGGGAAAGAUAAAUCUGAUGUGCAUCUCCAUUCUUGCAUGUUAGAUAUUUUAUGAAAUGAACAAAAGCAGGCUCUAUUAGGACAGCUGAACUUCAAUGAUGUGUGCACCUUGUAGAGUUGAGACAGCAUACAUUGCAACAGAUUAACAUUAAAUUGUGUGAACUAACAACAUAUUACCUGGAUAAUUUAUAUAUAAUAUUAAUCUCUUUCAUUUAUGUCUUAUUAUCCAGCAAUUCUGCUUUUUUUUUAAUCCUUCCAUUGUAAUUGGGCAACACGAGCGAGGCCAAAAUUUGUUGCUCCUCUUUGAUUGCCCUCAUGGGUCGUGGUGAGCUGCUGCCUUGAACUGCUGCAAUUCAUGUGGUGUAGGUAGGUCCAUAGUGUUAUGAGGGAGGGAAUUCCGGCAUUUUAAACUAGUGACAGUGAAGGAACAGUGAUUAUCAUUCCACUUCAGGAUUGUGCAUGGCUUUUUGGGGAUCUUUCAGGCUGCCUGAAUCUGCUGCCCUUGUUCUUCUAGGUGCUAGAGGUCUUGGGUUUAGGAGGUUCUUUAGAAGGAGUCUUGGCGAGUUACUGCAGCACAUCUUGUGUAUAGUACACUGCUACCACUGUUUGUUGGUGUUGGUGGGAGGGAAUCUUUAGGUUGGUGGAUAGGGUGCCAAUCAACCAACUCCACCCUCCUGACUUCUACUUUGUAAAUGGUGGGCAGGCUUGAGGAAUUAGGAGGUGAGUUAUUCGCCUUAAAAUUUCCAGGUCUCUGACCUGUUACUGCCAGCACAAUAGUUGUAUGGCUGGGUCCAGUUUGAUUUCUGGUCAACAGUAAUCCUGGGAUGUUGAUGUUGGGGGAUUCAGUGAUGGUAAUGGCAUUGAAUGUAACUAGUGCAACAAGAAAUGAAAUCCUACAUUUGAACUGACAAAGGGGAAAUUAUAACCUGUUUAGGUAGAAUGUUUACUUUGUGUUUAUCUCCAAACAAAUUCCUGAAAAGCAACAAUACCCUGUCAAUUAAUUAUACUUCUAGGAGUUACAGUGAAGAGAGAGAUGGGGAAAACAUUGUCCAGAUGAGGGAAACUUGCCAAUUGUUUUUUUAGGAGAUUGUUCAUCUUAACAGUUCAUGGUGACAUUCCACUGUGUAAUAAACAGUUUGUACUGUAAUCACCGCAUGAGUACCAGCACUAAUACUGUGCCACUUCACAUUAACUAUCCCAGCAUGAUUCUCUGUUACAUGUAGAAAUAAAAUUGAAAAAUAAAUUUACAUCUGACUUCUAA